CUCCACUAACUGAAUAUGCUGCAGAAUCCUUUACCUGUAUUACUUGUUAUUUCAUCACGCGGUGUGGCCGAGCAUAUCCUCUCAAAAUAUUCUUACCCCCGAUCUUUUCUUUACUCCAUAAAAUCCGCUGCCCAUAUAUGCUUUUCGUCAAAUUCACAUACUUCAUCAUUUCCGCCUGAAUAAAAUUGCACAGAAUUUGUAUAUCGAUGAAGUUUGGGAAACGGUUACAGCAGCAGAUCGAGGAGACACUGCCAGGGUGGCGCCGCCAGUUCUUGUCCUACAAGGCCUUGAAGAAGCUGGUCAGGGCUAUAUCGGCGGCUCAGCCGGCUGCCCUCGACGGGUCUCCGGCGGAGUCGACGUUUAUCUCUCGGCUGAACAGUGAGAUUGAGAAGUUUAAUGCCUUUUUCAUGGAGCAAGAAGAGGAUUUCAUUAUCCGCCACAGGGAAUUGCAUCACAGGAUACAAACAGUUGUUAAUAACAAGGGGCCAUAUCACAUAGAAGAAAUGAUGAACAUCAGGAAAGACACUAUCGAUUUUCAUGGGGAAAUGAUUCUUCUGAUAAACUACAGCAAUCUUAACUACACAGGCUUGGCCAAGAUUCUGAAGAAGUAUGACAAGAGAACUGGCGGACAACUUCGCCCUCCUUUCAUUAAAAAAGUUCUUCAACAACCCUUCUUCACCACUGAUCUGGUUUCUAAAUUGGUGAAGGAGUGUGAGAGCACUAUAAACACCAUAUUCCCGGUUUCGGAAGAAACCAUUACAAUGGGGUUGGGACAAGAGAAGGUUCCACUUAGAGGAGAAAGUAUAUUCAGAAACAAUGUUGCUGCUCUUCUCAAUAUGCAAGAAAUCAGAAAAGGAAGCUCGACUUAUAGUCACUUUUCCCUCCCGCCUCUUACUUUAACAGACUUUGAUCUCAUUCAGUCAUUGCAACUUCCUCCCCUUAUUGCUAUUCCUUGACGAUUGUACUUUAUAUUAUACUCAGCUUGAUCAUGUUAAGCUGUUAACACUAAUGACUAUCCUUUUAACCUUUUUACUCGUUUCUUAGUUUUAUUGUUGAGGGUGCUAGAGUCAGAACUUGUUCAUCACACAAUUACAUGAAGAAAGAAAAUCAGCUAUAUUGUAUGAGAAAAAUACCUUGUAUGACUAUAAGCUUUUAUGUUUCUGAAUAUAAUACUCAUAAUUUCACCCAAUGUGAUGGCA
Messenger RNA from Cuscuta epithymum, 1199 nucleotides. NCBI's taxonomy places the organism in Eukaryota, Viridiplantae, Streptophyta, Magnoliopsida, Solanales, Convolvulaceae. The record is from the annotation of a GenBank genome assembly.